AUGAUAAACGUGGUCCAAAAAGAUCUGCUCCUGGCGUACAAAGAAGAAGAAUCCCACUGGAGACAGAAGAGGCGCGACAAAUGGUUAGUUUUUGGAGACAAAAGCUCCAAGUUUUUUCACGGUUCAGUCAAAACCAGAAGAUCCAAGAAUUACAUUUCAAAACUCAAGGAUAAACACAAUCAGGAGCAGCGAUCUGAAGGAGCAAAGGCAGAAGUAGCAAUAGAAUAUUUCUCGGAAUUAUUCAAAACCUCCAACCCGAGAUCCUAUGAUCCAGCAUUUGAAAGCUUUCCCCCCAAAGUCACAACUUCUAUGAAUAGACUUUUAACCAAAAGUGUAUCCAAAGAGGAAGUGAAGGAGGCCAUCUUCUCCAUCAAAGGAGACAGUGCUCCGGGACCGGACGGCAUGACGGGGACUUUCUUUCAAAAGUAUUGGGACAUCAUCGGAACUCAAAUCACAAGAGAAAUUCAGGAAGUUUUCGAGUCAGGUAUCAUGCCUAAAGACUGGAAUUUCACAUAUCUCUGCUUGCUACCAAAGAUUUCGAACCCGGAGAACAUGUCAGACAUCAGACCGAUCAGCCUUUGCUCAGUCCUUUACAAGACGGUGUCCAAGAUUUUGGUUAAAAGAGUGCAACCUUUCCUCAAGUCUCUGGUCUCUAUUAACCAAUCAGCCUUUGUGAGUGAACGAAAUAUCUUCGACAACAUCAUCAUAGCUCACGAGGCUGUACAUGCCUUGAAAGUGCACCCCACCAUAUCCAACGACUCCAUGGCUGUGAAGACCGAUAUGUCGAAGGCUUUCGAUCGCGUCGAAUGGAAUUACCUUCAAAGCUUAAUGAAAGCACUCGGGUUUGAUCAGAAAUGGAUCAAGAUGAUCAUGAUGUGCAUCACUUCUGUCACCUUCGCGGUUCUCGUGAACGAUCACCCCUUUGGCCUGAUCAAACCACAAAGGGGUCUCAGACAGGGAGACCCCCUAUCACUGUUCCUCUUUGUUCUUUGUACGGAGGGUCUGACACACUUGCUAAACGUGGUGGAAAGGAAUGAUUUGUUUAAGGGGUUGCAAUUUUCUCGACAAGGGCCUGCUAUCCACCACCUGUUGUUCGCGGACGACAGCCUCUUCUUGUGCAAGGCUUCUCAGGAACAAGCAUUGGCCCUUCAGAGAAUUUUGAAGUUCUACGGUGAUGCCACAGGACAAAACAUAAACGUUCAAAAGUCUUCCAUUUCCUUUGGAGAUAAUGUACCAGAAACAGAGAAAUUGGCGAUUCAAAACACCUUGGGGAUCACCAAACAGGGCGGAGCAAGUAAGUAUUUAGGGUUGCCGGAGUGUUUCUCAGGCUCGAAAGUAGAUCUUCUAACCUACAUAAAAGAGCAAACACAAGGCAAACUAGAAGGAUGGUAUCUUCAACACCUAUCACAAGGAGGUAAGGAAGUCCUCUUGAAAUCAUCAGCAGGAGGAAUCCCAUUCUUCCCAAUGUCCUGUUUCCGUUUGCCAAAAACGAUCAUCAUGAAGCUCAACAGUAUGAUGGCUAACUUUUGGUGGGGAGCAGAUUCGCACAAAAGCAAGGUUCAUUGGGUCUCAUGGGAAAAAAUGUGUCUCCCCAAGCAGCUAGGCGGGAUGGGUUUCAAGGACUUAGAAUGCUUCAAUCAAGCAUUACUAGCGAAGCAAGCAUGGAAAAUCUUACACAAACCGCAAUGUUUACUAGCACGUGUCCUUAAAAGCAGAUACUUCACUGAUGGAGAGUUCCUAUCAGCGGCUCUGGGGGAGAGACCAUCAUACGUGUGGAGGAGCUUGCUGUUUGGAAGAGAUCUGUUGCAAAAAGGACUGCAGCACAGAGUGGGAAAUGGAGAGAACACGCGAGUUUGGCUUCACAAAUGGGUUGCUGAUCCAGUGGAGGGAAUGAGAGCUCCAUGGAUAAAAAACUUAUCCUUUGACGUCAACUUAAUGGCAAGCUCACUCAUUGAUCCGGUAACAAAAAGGUGGAAUGUACUGCAUCUAUCUGAGAUUUUCGUUCCGGGUGAUGUACAGCUCUUGUUGCAGAAUCAACCGGUAGCAGAUAGAGCAGACUUCUUCUCCUGGAAAUUCAAUAAAAGCGGUCUAUGUACGGUUAAGUCGGCAUAUUGGCUUGCUUCAAAAGAAAAAACAGAGAUUAUUUUACCCGAAAUCAACAUGAUGCCCUCGCUUAAUGUGUUGAAAGAAAGAACGUGGAAGCUACAAACGGUUCCAAAAAUAAAAGUCUUCAUCUGGAAAUCGAUUAGUGAUGCUCUCCCUACAGCUGACUUGAUCACCAAGAGAGGAAUGAAGAUUGACAAGAGAUGUCAAACCUGUGGAGCAGAAGUGGAAUCAAUAAAUCACUUGCUUUUUUAUUGUAGCUUUGCAAGGCUGGUCUGGGCCAACUCAAAUAUUCCUCACCCGCGAGGAGGUUAUGACCCAGACUCUGUAUAUGCAAACUUCAAUUCCUUGCUCGCCUUGAACGAUAACAGGAGGGUGGACGCAGUUCGGAAAAGAAAGUGGCCCUGGAUUUUAUGGCACCUCUGGAAAAGGAGGAAUGAAGUUAACUUCCAAGGGAGAUGCUUCAGUGCGACUGACCUAGUCCAAAAAGCAACGCAAGACGCGGAUGAGUGGUUUGCGGCUCAGACGGUAGAGGAAGAAUGGCAAAGAAAAGAAAAUCCAAUCAAGACAACCACCAAGAAAAAUUGGACUCCUCCAGAACAGGGUUGGAAUAAGUGCAAUAUUGGAGUUGAGUAUGAUAGAUCAAAUGGUCUUGUUGGAGGAGGAUGGGUUCUAAGAAACGAGAGAGGAGUAGUCUUAUGUCAUAGUAGAAGAGCAUUUUCUGGUUGCAGGAACAAGGAAGAAGCAAAGUUGACUGUGGUCUUGUGGGCUAUGGAAAGCAUGAGUAGCCAAAGACAGACAAGAGUAACCUUUGCAGGAGAUUUUAGUGAACUCUUUAGAGCAGCAAUGCGACCUGAAGCUUGGCCUUCCUUCCUAUUUCAAAGCGGGUGCAUUGGAAGGGAAUUAGAAGGGAUAGAAGAAUGGAAGUUGGAGGUGGUCACUAGAGAAGCCAAUAGAGGUGCAUAUUUCAUUGCUCAAAGUGUUACCAAGCUUGGAUUGGUAAAUUCGUACGUAGCCAGAGGACAUCCGGAUUGGCUAUUCGAACUCUUUGUUAAUGAAAGCAGAAACCUCUAA
This is a messenger RNA of Brassica oleracea var. oleracea, 3177 nucleotides long. RefSeq lists its product as uncharacterized. Bases 1 to 3177 code for a protein of 1058 amino acids. The transcript has a single exon. The record is from RefSeq and is a predicted model, not a curated record. Gene Ontology annotation, molecular function: nucleic acid binding; RNA-DNA hybrid ribonuclease activity. NCBI's taxonomy places the organism in Eukaryota, Viridiplantae, Streptophyta, Magnoliopsida, Brassicales, Brassicaceae.